Molecule: messenger RNA, 2109 nt
Organism: Aspergillus chevalieri
Lineage: Eukaryota; Fungi; Ascomycota; Eurotiomycetes; Eurotiales; Aspergillaceae
Exons: 2
Coding region: 1-2109 (702 amino acids)
Source: RefSeq, a predicted model, not a curated record
AUGGCUUGGUUCCCGUUCAAUUUACGGUCCUCCGCUCCAAUUUUGAUGGUAUCGUCAUUCCUGGCAGCUCUUGCUUUCUCAAUCGGUCACCAUGCUUUCUAUCAGCGCCUCAACGACAAAUCUGUGCUCAAUAGCUCUCCAUUUUCCCUAACAAAAUCAUACCACGUCUCAGACCAGCAGGUCAAUGUCUCUGUUGGAACCUUCUUCGCAUUCCUCGUCAAAGCCCUUCUCGGAGUCGCUGUUUCGACUGUAUUCGACCAGUUCGCAUGGAAAUCGAUCAAAGAUCACACAUCCAGGAUCGGUAGUAUAGAUGACCUCUUCUCUGUUCUGAAAAAUGGUUUCAUGAUCCUCAACUUCCCAUUAUGGCGGCAUUACCCGGUCAGCAUGCUGCUUGCCUGCAUUGCAUGGCUUCUGCCGGUGGCAUCUAUCAUAACGCCCGCGACAUUGAAUGUGCACAUGGCAUCGUUCGCGAAUUCGACUUCGACCAAAGUUCCUCGCGUGGACUUUGCGAAUAUCAAUUUUUCCAAUUUAAAACUAAUAAACGGAUCCGGAACAGACGCCUUGCACUACUCGGAUUCCACACCUGAGGUUCAACAGAUCGUGUAUAGCACUGCCAUGCAGAAGACCGUUCUGCCUAUCACACCUCCCUUUUCCAAUUCAUCGUGGGUGUUGGACUUUAGUGGUCCUGCGCUGGGCUGUGAGCAUGCCGACGACAAGCUUCGCCGCGAUGUCAUGGAGAACGUGCGAUCGACAAUAAUAAAUGCUACUUUUGUCGACGUGAAUAAAACGCUAUUGGCUUCUUCGUUUGGAUAUCUGUCAUGGAUGCCAGAGGGAUACGGAUACGGGUCGCUGCCAUUUAUUCAGAGCUAUGUUGAUGAAGGGUUGUAUAAUGAACUUCCGGGCACAGUAUACAAUAUGUUCCCAGGGAAAUACGACUCUCAGAUAAUGGGCCCCUUGCAACUUUAUAUGGUCACUCUUCCACAUAUGUUAGCUCAAGGUGAUCUAUCGAAUGCAGACCUUAAUCGCACCACAGAAGAUGCAACAUUUCUUACUUGUACGUUGUACAAUGCAUCAUAUACGGCCAACUUCACUUAUUUCAAUGGUCAGCAGAAUAUUCAGCUACGCAAGGUUGAGCGCUUGAAUAAGGUGGACUAUCUGAGUGAUAUGUAUACCUAUUCUGGUUCCGGAGACCUCGCUGGAAUACAUAAUAGGACGGCUAUGGAGACUUUUUCCUACCAGUCUAUUAUGGCGCAGUUCGGAAGUCUCUUGACUGGUAACAUCAACAAGGAAACGUACCACGUUAAGGAUACUACAAGGCUGGGAGGUAAUGGCAGAACCAUACACAGUACUAAUUCAUCAUCAAUUAGGAUUGAUCGGACAAGUGUCAUGACAACUGGACUAUCCAACACAAACGAAUUUAGCACACUACGUAUGGCCAUCUACGAAGACAACCAUGGGGAUUCCCUCAGCAAUUUUUGGCGUGAACAGUCUACCAUACAGCCUAACAACACAUCAAUUCCCUUGUCAGACGCUUUGGAGCAAUUGUUUCAAAAUAUAACGCUUUCAAUGAUGAGUUCGAGCGUAUUCCAACCGAAUUACUCCAUGUCAGAUAUCCCAGACGUGAAUGUAACCAUGAUCACCUACCGCAAUAUAUACGCCUACUCACAAUCCAUCCUUUGGACUGCUUACGGUACUGCCCUAGCUGUGUCGUUCCUCAGCGUCAUCCUGGGUGUGAUAAUCUUUUUUGUCAAUCAUGGCUCCUACAGCAGCAAAUUUUCUACCGUAAUGCGGACGACUAGAACCGCAGACAUUUCGACCGGACUCAAUGCAGAAGAUGCCAAGGGCAUAGAUCCGACUCCGGGUCAUAUAAACAACGCAAAUAUCUAUUUCAAUGAUGGACCGAACCAGAAACUCGGUAGGAGCGUUACAAAUGUCGAGCCGAAUGCGGAGAAAGAAGUACCAGAGACGGUGGAGAGAACACGGACAGCAGAGGUAUCAGAGCCGACAGAAGCAGUAUUAGAUGGAGGAUUAAGCCCAGUCUCGGAUCAGGAGUCGCGACCACCGAGCUGGUUCGUUGAAAUGCAACGGGAUCAUGGGGCCGACCAUUAG